Molecule: messenger RNA, 2343 nt
Organism: Hyla sarda
Lineage: Eukaryota; Metazoa; Chordata; Amphibia; Anura; Hylidae
Gene: CCDC62
Product: coiled-coil domain containing 62
Exons: 14
Coding region: 156-1487 (443 amino acids)
Source: RefSeq, a predicted model, not a curated record
CUCUUCCCUCUAGUUAUUGGUGGUUUUCGUCUAAUCCGUGCCCCUUACUUCUCGCGAGAAUCUGAUUACUUGAACGUGAUUUCACUGUGGCACUGGAAUUGGCCCGGUAAAGUUUGAAGUGUGUGUUUAGGGAAUGUCCUGGCUGCCCAGUCCUCAUGAACUCCUCAGACUCCUCCUCUAAGUUUGUUUGUACAGAUCUUGAAAAUUCUACUAUCCAAAAGCAAAGGAAAGAACUUCAGUUAUUGAUCGCUGAGCUUAAAGAUAGAGACAAGGAACUCAAUGAUAUGGUGUUCGUGCAUCAGAGGCAGCUGCUCGCUUGGGAGAAUGAUAGACAGCAUGUCCUCAGACUGGAACAGAAGUGUGCCAGGCUAGAAAAUGAACUUCAGAGAAGGAAUGGAAUUAUUAGAUCAAUAACCAACAGGAUAAAAUCACUAGAAGCACAGCAACAGGAUCGGAAGACAACGCUGGCGAAUACCCAACAGCAACUUCAGGAAGUGUGUCUUAAAGCUUCAGAAGCAAAUAACCAUUGUCAAGAUUUGGAGGAAAAAAAUCAAAGUUUGAAUGGUUCUGUUUUGGAGCUCUCUGCCCAGGUGGGACGAUUAAAGGCCAGAGAACAGGAGCUCUCCACUUUACUAAGGCUCAAGGACAAAGAUAUCAUAGCAGCAACCAAUCACAUAGCAGAAUUCACUUCUCGAUUCAAGGACCUGGAAGCAGCAUUACGAGACUCAAGACUCAGGGAAACUUCAGCUAUGAAAGAAAUGCAAGGGCUUAAGCCUAGAAUAAAUGGUUUAAAGACAGAACUUGAUAAACUGAAAGAUGACGUCAGCCAAAAGACUGUGGAAAACAAUGAGCAGAGGGAAGAGAUUAUUCGUCUAAAACAAGAAAGUGCAUACUUGCAGGCUGAGCUGGUCUUUGCAGCUGAAAGAGAGAAACGUAAAGAUCAACUCCUUCAGCUAGCAAAAUCAAAGCAAGACAGAACAGACAGAGAACUUCAGAACCUACGACAGAUAUACAUGAAGCAGCAGCAUGACCUGCAGUUUCUUCAACUAACUUCGGAGAGUUCCGGUGACAAAGCACAAAAGCGACUGGAUGUCAGCUGUUGUCCAUCUGGUGUCAAAUUGUAUUCUGGGGAAAAUGAUGAAUUAGCAACAAACUAUGAGAGCCCACCUUUAUGCAUGGAAGACCUAAAUAUGCCCUUAAUGCAGUCAACCCUGAAAGACUCAGAAACUCUCAGAUGCCAGUUACAUUGGAUUUAUGUGAAUGCUCUGACCCUGAAUCAUUUGGUUCACUUGUAUUCCCCAACAAAUAAAUUGCAGGACCUGUUGGCAAAGUCUCGUCAGAUGGUUACAGACCUUGAACUUGGCUCUUUGUUCUCCGACCCGUGGGGUAACUCUAGCAAAAUGCACAUAACAGAAAACUUCCUAUAUACUGAUCCUCCAGGAACUGAGAGCAGAGAAGAUAAAUGGGCAAAUUUGGACGGUUUAUGAAUUUUAUUUGAAAAUGCUUAAAGGAAAACAAUCAUUACCUCAGAAUGUUGAAGAAUGAUUCCUGGCACAGUACAACUGUACAGUAUUUUUUAUGGGAACCUGUCACAUAGAGAAAAUGCAUUUUCUGGAACUGCAGAAACAUUCUUGUCAUUUAAUAAAGCCUCAACUUCACAUACCCUGUUACAGAGAAAAAGAAUGAAUUGGAAGAUACAUAAAGUAGUUCUGUAUUGUAUUUUUGUACAUAUUUUUAAUUAAACAGCAUUUUGUGCUAAAAAAAUAUUGAGAAUGUGUUUCAAUCUGGACCUGGAAAUAAACAAUUAGACCUCAGUAUAACACAAAACUCAAUUUUUUAAGACUUGUAUGUUCUGAUAAUCUAUUUCAGAGAAGUACAGAUAAUAAAAGAUAUGUUCAUCAAAGAUCAGGAUGUGAUCCAGAGAAUGGCAAUAAGCCAGUCUUCCUGAGUAUAGUUUCUGUAUGUUGUCAUCUGUUUUGAACAACUUCAAUCUACAAGAACUGAUGCUAAAAAAAACGGAUGACAAACUGACACAAAUUGAAUACUCUUUUGUUUGUUGUUAUUUGAAAAAAAUAAAAUAUUGCAUGCACACUUUUUUGCCUGUUCAAAAAUGAAAAACAGACACAAAUUGACACGAGCUGAUACAAAAACUGGCCCUUUCAAAUUAAUGGACUAGUAUUAGCAUUAAUAUUAUUCUGUUUUCAGAAAAUCAUGAAUUGUUGGAAGAAUUUCAGUUGUUACAUGCAGCCAUUAUAGGCCGAGAGCUUUCCUUCCUUCUGCACCCUGGCAUCAUAUUGUGUGCCCUGCAUCACAGCGCAGAAGGUAUAAAAGAUGCUUGUGGAC